ACUCUUAAUAAUUUGCUAAAAGAUUUAUAGAAAAUAUUUAAUUAACAUUUCGUUUACGAUGAAAUACAUAUUAGUUGUUUCCUUAGCCAUAAUUGCUCUUGUGAGCGCUAAACCAGUGGACCCGGAGUUGGAGCGACUGAAAGCCAAAUACACGGCACGUAUUGACGCACUCGAGGCCAAAGUGGAGUCCGAUGUGAAGCACUUCGAGACCACUAUUUUGAAGAACUCGUCCGAACUGAAGGAACUUCGUGGCACGGAAACUGACCUAGCUACAAUGAAAAAUGUGGUGCUAACUGUUGUGGUCAGUGUCGAUGACUUUGUCAAAAUUGAAGAGGAUUUGCGAUACCUGGAAGAGUGGGAAUCGGCGCAAGUAAACCGUAUGGAACGUAUGAUACAUCAUUAA
Medioppia subpectinata is the source of this 403-nucleotide messenger RNA. NCBI's taxonomy places the organism in Eukaryota, Metazoa, Arthropoda, Arachnida, Sarcoptiformes, Oppiidae. The record is from the annotation of a GenBank genome assembly.